AUGUCGACCGUCACUCGUACCUUGCGCAACCUGCGCCGGGUUGGCCUGAAGGAUUAUUUCAACCAGAUGAUGUACAUCGGUGAUACCAAGGCCGGUACUCUGAUCGGAACCGACCGUUUCGGCAACAAGUACUACGAGAACAUGACCGAGGAGCUUCCCCUCCGCACACGAUGGGUCGAUUACAAGGAGCAUGAGUACAUGCCCUGCCAGGUCGAGCCCGGCUGGCACGCCUGGAUUUCCUACAUGGUUGACGCUCCUCCGACUGCCGACAAGCUCCUGCAGCCUGGUCAGCGCACCUGGGAGAUCCCCGAGCACCGUCCCAACCUGACUAUGAGCCGUGCUGCCUUCAAGACCUAUUCGACUACCCGCCCCAAGUACUCUGCCUGGGCCCCCGUUGCUGCUCCGCGGUAA
Messenger RNA from Penicillium cosmopolitanum, 411 nucleotides. Its product is annotated as complex I NDUFA12 subunit family protein. NCBI's taxonomy places the organism in Eukaryota, Fungi, Ascomycota, Eurotiomycetes, Eurotiales, Aspergillaceae. Gene Ontology annotation, cellular component: membrane. The transcript has 7 exons. The record is from RefSeq and is a predicted model, not a curated record. Gene Ontology annotation, biological process: response to oxidative stress; mitochondrial respiratory chain complex I assembly. The coding region runs from base 1 to 411 and encodes 136 amino acids.